AUGGCACAUAUUAAUUCUAUGAAAAAUGGGUUCUUAGUAAUACCGUUCAAACUACCUGAUCAUCCAGUUCUUUCAGAAUUAAAUAAUAACAAUAACAAAACGCCUGCAUGCCAUUACAUGUUUAUGAAAAAACAUCAAGCAAAACAAGAAGAAGAAUCGAACAGUAUAUUUCUAGUUAAUAUACCAUUAUUGACAAACCUAGAGUCCAUGAAAUCUAUAAUACAACAGAUAUGUUCAAAAUAUGAUACUGUAUCCCAUGUAGAAGAACUAUUAUAUAACGAUGAAUUUGGUCUUAAUGACGUCAAUCUAUCGAGUCUUACAUCUGAUUUAAUGACUAUACCAAACGAUAUUUCUGAAACUAGAUUUACUCCAAGGAACACUGCAUUACUUAAAUUCGUUGACAAAUCAAGUCUUGACAAUUGUUGGAAUGCCCUUUUGAAAUACUCAAAUUUAUCAAAUACAGAAAAAUUUAUCAUUUGGGAUUACAAUACACCAUCCAUCUCCACAUUCACCAAUUUCUACAAACCUAUAGAUCUAGAUUAUUUGAAGGAAGACGUCCAUUCUCAUUUAUCCAUCUUUGAACAACGUGAACAAGCUGCUCAAGAUGAAGUCCAAGGCACUAUUGUGGAUGAAGACGGUUUUACAUUAGUUAUUGGUAAAAAUACAAAAUCUUUAAAUUCUAUAAGAAAGAAAAUUUUACAAAAAAAUCCAUUAACUAAACAUUCAACAAAGACCAAACCUGCCACUAUGGUAGAUAAGAAGGCAAAGAAUGAUUUCUAUAGGUUUCAAGUUAGAGAAAGAAAGAAACAAGAAAUUAAUCAAUUGUUAAGCAAAUUCAAAGAAGAUCAAGAGAGAAUUAAAGUUAUGAAAGCUAAAAAGAAAUUUAAUCCAUAUAGAGAUACUCUAUGA
Molecule: messenger RNA, 909 nt
Organism: Arxiozyma heterogenica
Lineage: Eukaryota; Fungi; Ascomycota; Saccharomycetes; Saccharomycetales; Saccharomycetaceae
Gene: RRP7
Product: Rrp7p
Exons: 1
Coding region: 1-909 (302 amino acids)
Biological process (GO): ribosomal small subunit assembly; rRNA processing
Cellular component (GO): UTP-C complex; CURI complex
Source: RefSeq, a predicted model, not a curated record